This is a messenger RNA of Pocillopora meandrina, 11624 nucleotides long. NCBI's taxonomy places the organism in Eukaryota, Metazoa, Cnidaria, Anthozoa, Scleractinia, Pocilloporidae. The record is from the annotation of a GenBank genome assembly.
AUGAAGAGCGUUUUGUUCCUGUACUCUGGAAGCGACAACUCUAAAGCUGAGAAGCUUAAGGAUUAUUUACAAGGAAAGCUACGAAAAGUGGCAGAUGUACGAAAUAUUACUGAUAUUCUGGCAGAGGAACAGGAUUUUAAAAAAGAACUGUCUCACAGCAGCUGCGUCGUUUUGACAGGAUCGCGCCAUGCUUCGUCACUCAUUCAAAACAAACGCCAAGAAACCGAAGAUGAUUUUAUCACUUUCGACGGUAAAGUGAUACAUGAUGAGUUCACAGGAAACAAAGAACUGCUAGACAGAUUAGUGAUAGUUUUUUUCACGGAGAGAACCAAGAAUGACUGGAUCCCAACCGGUCUGGAUGAAAAGAGAAUAUUUAACUUGCAAGGUGAAGAAAUUCAGAGAGGAAAUCCUUCCUUAGACCAUCUCGAAGAUUGCAUUAAGGGAAUCUUGACUGGCAAAACUCGUGUGUAAUGAGACAGAAAUACGACAUAUUGUAAAGCCCCGUCUCUUUCGAGGAGAGCCGACUAGCUUCCAAUGAAGUAGAUUUUUAAAAUCUAACGAUGCGUGUGAGCAAAGGUUUUAGUAAUAGAUUGCCAUGAGUGUAUUAAACAAUCUCGAAUUCCAGCUAUAACUGUUUUAAUGCGAUCAAGAAUGGACUUUGCGCUUAAAUUUUCUAUCUUCUCAGUUGGAGCGUAUAGCUUCAAAGCGGGAACCUGCGACAGAUGAAAUUUUACGGUACUUCAUUUAUUCAGUUUAGCCCGACAUAUUGUAUUUUGAAGCCAACUACUGCGUUAGUCUUGCAAUUGUGAAGCAAAUUCAUUGAUUUCGUCAUCGUAGUCAGGGUACUUGUCGCACGGGGUCCGCUACAAUAUCAAUCGUUCUUAUUUUUUUAUGGUCGGUAAGAAGAACCGGAGAUCCUGGAAGCGAGAUUCAUCACACUUGUCACCAUUUCACUUUUUCCCUGUUAUCGACCCUAUGCACCAAUACUGUGCUUUGUAAUUCGUUUACUACUAUGAAACUAAUCAAUAUUUUUCAUACUAUGUAUGCCCUGAAUAGCGCUGAACAGAGGUUAAUAGUAUACCAAUGCUUUAUUAAGUUACACAGAGAACACUAAUAUCUUUAAAUUUUUUAAUAUAGCACAAUGCAUAGACUAAUAAAUAAACAUCGACUCCCUAACGCAAGAAGAACAUGACCGGAACAUUUAAGGAAUCUAAAGAUUGCGAAACUGACACUAGUCACAUCAAUCCCCACUGCUCUGUUCGGAAGCUUUGCAAAUUCUUCGAACAUUUUCAAGCACUAUUUAAGUAUCUACAAUAUUUUUCUUGAGCUCUUUCAGCUGAAUAUUUUGUCUUCAUAAUUCCAUAUCAUUUACUCAAGUUAGUCACACGGUUGAGCCAAGAGUGUAACCAUUAAACAAGGGUUUUGAUUGAAAAUUUAUCCACACACGCAACCAAGAUUAAUUAUCACUGUCUAGCAUUUUGAAACAGUCAUUCUAAAGAAGGUUAUUUUAGCAGCCAGCUUUUAACAAAAAGAAAAAAAAAAAAAAAAAAGAAACGGUUCUUGCUCUCUCCUUUAGGAAACCUUCAGUUCGUGUUAAACUCCAUUAUUCUGGAGAUCAGUACAAGAAAUCGUCGCCGAGUAAUAUUUUCUUCAUGCGAUAUUCAAGGUGGCAUAAUGUGGGAGAUCCAUCGAGAGGAACUAUUCCAUCUUCCACAUGAAAAACUCGCUUUUCAUCAAAACCAUUUGGGAUCCAGUCAUUCUUGGUUCUUUCUGUGAAGAGAAUGAUGAUGAGUCUGUUCUUGACAAGUUCUUUGUUCUCUGUGAACUCAUCAUGCAUUACUUUGCCAUCAAAAAGAACGUCGUCCUCGUCUUUCUCUUGCUCCUUGUUCUGGAUGAGGGAUAAAGCUCGGGGUGACCCAAUUAGCACAACGCACUCACUGCGGCGAAGAAUAGUCCUGAAAUCUUGUUUCCUUACAAGAAUGUUCGGGAUGUUUCUCAUGUCGGCAAUCGUUCGCAGCCUGCCUUGAAAAUAAUUCAUGAGUCGCCGACCUUUUGCGUUGUCGCUCUCAGUGUACAAAAACAAUGAGCAUUUCAUUUUCGACUUCAAUUUUUGUGUGGAGAUAUAAACAAAUUGGAUGAAACUGCUUUCGGAUAGUCUUUUUUAAAUCUGUUAGACAGGAAACUAACAACUGUACUAGCAAACAAGAUUAGUCGAAAAUACAGCGAGAACACACCCUUGGUUUCCACAAUAUAUACCAAAACAAAAAGUGUGAAUUGCAUUUGAAAUCACUAUCGAGUUGUGUGUGAAGACCUUCUAUACAAAACUGAUUGAUGAUAUGUGUGUUUGGACUGAAAAUUCACACAACUUGUGCUUUUUUUGUUUUCUUAGCACCGUAUUAAUAAUAGAAAAACUCAGCAUGCCGGCCUGAGCUCGUGCUUAAUUUUUUAGGCAUGGAUGUUUUUAAAUACUUUCUCUGGAUUUGAUACCGCAACGUGCCACGGGAACCAAUUCCUUUUUGUCUCUCUCAAAUCUCUGCCUGCACACAUUUUUGGAAAUUAUGAAUAUUUCAACAGCUUCUGUAACUCGUAGUAUCAGAUGACUUUGGUUUUUGGCCGAUACAACGCGCGAUCUGAUUGGCUAAGAGCGAUAUCAAAGCAGAUCAUUGUACAGCGGUAUAUUAUGCAGGGGAUGAUUUAAAAAUUUAUAUCAGAGCAUUCUUAAGCAUUUGUAUUUUCUUUCACCAAGCGGCCGAAUGUGUUUGAACUAUUUGAAAGCAUUUCUUUUCUUUCCUGUUUGUAUUCCAGUUGACGUUUUGCCUUGAAAAUCGGACACAAUUUCUCUUAUCAAGUUGUGACACCACUAUCACUCUGAAAUACUUUUUUAAGGGUCUAAGAAUUAUAUAUUUUUUUAAAAAAUGUGCGUUCCUGACGGAAUACGUGAUACAGUGGUGAAGUUCACUUGUUGCGAAGUUUUACUGUGGAUUUGAGUCAAUGAAUGAACAGGUAAACGAACGCAUCGACGACUUCCGCUUGAAUAAAUUUUUCGUUUCUAUAGUUUAAAAAGCCAUAUAAUGAGUAGGUUUAUAUACAUACAUGCAUACAUACAUACAUACAUACAUAUAUAUAUAUAUAUAUAUACAUAUUUAUGAUCCAUCAAAUAUUUAAUACCCGCGAUUGUUCUAAACGCAGCACGUGACCGUCCAUAAUAAGGAAAAAAUAAGGGCCAAUAUUCACCCUAAUGACCUCACGCUUGUUCAAUAACACACCCAUAUAUUUUUAGUUAUGAACCACUCUUUCUAUCGGUUUACUGACUAAUAAACCAUGCGGAAUGUUGGGAGAACACGCAAAAAGUUGGUGAACCAUGCGGCGAGAUAUAUAUUUAUAUCUAAUAUAUAUAUAUAUAUAUAUAUACAUAUAUGUAUUCAUAUAUGUAUACUUAGCUCUGCUAUCACAGCGUUGAGUACUUUAUGCUAAGGUAGACUCUACCCCCACAUUCAUUUAAAUUCAUAAAUGAAUGUGGGGGUAGAGUCUACCUUGGCAUAAAGUACUCAACGCGGUGGUAGCAGAGCUAAGUAUACAUAAGAUAAAGAGAAUAAAAGAAAAAGAAUAAAGAAAAAGGAUAAAGAAGAAGAAUAAAGUUCUGUCUGCUGAGCGCUUAGGCACGAAACUCAGAGUCACAGAGAAUCGAUGCGUCCUCUUUAAUUCUUUAAGUCAUGCAUAUAUAUAUAUAUAUGCGUCUACGCAGAAUGCGCAGGAAAGCUUACUUCUUCCUCAACCCUGAUACGAUCACCCACUCCAAAGACACAUAUGGUUUCAAGUCUACCAAGAUCCCCCUCCGAUCGACGAGUCAAAGGGAUUUGAAGACGACAUGCUAAAAAUGAUACAAUCGACGAAAUUCAAACAAGUAAACAACCCUUUUCUCAACAAACUCAAAGGCGACACCAAACGCAUAAAAAACGAAACCAAGCUACUCAUCGCCGCUGACUAAACAAAGAACUCUUACAAACUAGAAUCGUCAACAUACAACGAUCUACUAAAGCAAAAUAUCACAAAGUCCUACAAAAAAGCACAACCUAACACCACACAAGCCAUCCAUUCAGAAAACAAAAACAUCGCAACGAAACUAGGCAUCGAUGACAGGGUGGACAUCACAGCUAACAAAGACGCAUUCAUAACACUGAAAGACCACAAACCGAACUUCGCUAACAAACCGACCUGCCGACUAAUUAACCCCACCAAAUCCAAGAUAGGCAGAAUCAGCAAAACAAUCGUCGACAGAAUCAACAACAAAAUCACGAGAGCAUCCAAAUUCAGCCAAUGGAAAAACAUAGCACCCGUGAUCGAGUGGUUUAAAUCCAUUAAAAACAAGCAAUACCAUAUUUGCUUUGACAUGAAAGAAUUCUACCCCUCCAUUAGCCAAACCUCCUGAACCAGAGCACUCGACUUCACCUCAGCUUACGAAAACAUCACCGAGGACGAAAGAAACAUCAUAACACAUGCAAAACAUUCAAUCCUUAUGCACAAACAACAACUCUGGCAAAAGAAGGGUGAUACAAAAUUUGACGUCACAAUGGGCAGCUACGACGGUGCCUAAACAUGCGAACUAGUAGGAAGUUUCCUCCUUUCCCUUCUGCAGAAACUCACCAUCAACACUGGACUUUACAGAGACGACGGACUGGCCGUUUCAAACACCACACCGAGAGACACAGAAAACAUCAAAAAGGAAAUAUGCCGCAUCUUCAACCACAAUGGACUACGGAUCACCAUCGAAGCCAACAAACAGACCAUCAAUUUCUUAGACGUCACUUUCAACCUGAACAAAAACACCCAUCAGCCCUUCACAAAGCCUAACACCACACUAUAAUACGUCCACCGCGAGAGCAACCAGCCACUAACCACCCACCACCCACUAACCACCCACCAACCACUACAAAGAACGUACCCGCCGGCAUCAACAAAAGACUGUCAUCCCUUUCAUCUGACAAAGCAUCCUUCGACAAAGCCGUACCAAAAAGCCAUACCAAAAUGCACUAGACGAAUGCGGAUACCGGUAUAUUCUACAAUGCGAACCACCCACGACUAACAAUCGAAAAAACAGACAACGGAACAAAAUUCUCUGGUGCAACCCCCCAUUCAGCAAAAACUGUGUAACGAUUGAAGUAUUAUUUUUAUGUAAAUUUAUAAAGUAUAUAGAGGAUGGUAAGAAUAUUCUUAACAAUAAAAUCCCCUGAUGACUGAGCAAUCACGUUUUUCCCCUAUCGCAACAUAUAUAUAUGUGUAUAUAUGUAUGUAUAACUAAUUACCGACAGUACUGUUUCGACCCUCUGGGCCUCAUCAGUGCAGUGCUGAUGCUGCUUAGGGUUAGGGUUUAGGGUUAGGGUUACACAAUAAAUAAAUAAAUAAAUAAAUAUACAGAAGGUAAAGAAUUAGAGAGGACGCAUCGAUUCUCUGUGACUCUGAGUUUCGCGCCUAAGCGCUCGUCAGUCAGAACUCUAACGACUAACGACUCUGACUCUGACGAGCGCUUAGGCGCGAAAUUCAGAGUCACAGAGAAUCGAUGCGUCCUCUUUAUAUAUAUAUAUAUAUAUAUAUAUAUAUAUAUAUAUAUAUAUAUAUAUAUUUAUAUAUCGUCAUCUAUACGUCUGUCCUCCAAUAGAACUUUUUUUCCGUAUAUUUUAAUUUUUUAUUAUAUAACACAGAUAGAUUUCAAGUUGCCGUGCGUCUGUUCAUGAAUAGAUCACAGAUGACGUCAAAAUGUGGUGAGAACAAAAAAGUGGCACUCAGGGCGCAUGACCAAGUAGUUUAUUUGUCUUUUUCCUCCCACAAUAUAUACAUCGCUCUACUCCUAUUUAUUGAGCACUGUUUUACGUAAGUCAAAUUACUCUUAUAUACAUUUAUAUACAAUCACUAAUCAUAUAUCAUAAAAUUUCCCAAUUUGCUUUGUGAAAAAUUCCAAGCGAUUGUACAGACAUCAAUCUCUGGGCUGUGACGUGACAAGUCGCACUAUUUAAUGGUGCAUACUUGCCUCCUACGAGGAAUUAAAACUGGUGCCCAGGGGCACCUUGGUUUUUAACGAAGAAGCCGAUAAAUCCCUGGGGACGAGUUUCUCUCCAUCUGCUGCCAUUUAGUCAUUUGCAAUACUGGCCGACUAGCGAGAUCCUGCGUUACUAAAAGCUAGUUAUAUUUGACCCCGAAGUGUGGUGGAUAUUCAAUACACGUAACUUAAAUGUGGCUGCUUUUUAACGAAUCAAGAAUGAGUAAAAGGGAGCAGGAGUUGAAGUGUGUUGAAAAGGGCAAAGAGCUACGAGAUGUGGAGAAAAUAGAUCGCUGUCUCGGUCUUCAGCAAGAAAACUUUGAAGAUGAACUCGACGACAACUUUUGGAUUAAGGUAAUGAAAGUGUGAUGUUUUUUAAAAGUAGAUCUUUGUGAGUAACAUGCAUCUAUUUAUUUUUCUCCGUGAAAUUAAUCAUAUAUAUUGACUCUGUAAUGUUAUUUAAAAAGGUGCAUGAGAAGCAAAACGAAGGGUCUCCAUGGAACAGAGCAAUGGAUGAAGUUCAUGUCGAAAGGCUCAUUGAGAAUUACAAGGAUGGUGGGGAACUUUGCAGUGAGGAUCCAGCUCUUUUGAUGUUAAAAAAAUGGCCAGUUUCCAGAAAGUACUAUGAUAAUCCAGAAAAACUUCCCGGACUUGAACAAUUGGUGUGUGUACAUAGGUUUUCACACAAAAACGUACUUGUCUUUUCUUCUUCUACCCAGCUAGUUUACAAAAUUUCAUCAAGAAGUCUUAAUUUUUGCUAUUAAGGUUAUUGUUAAAAAUAUUUUCUCCGAUGUGAAUUUGUAGAUAAACCGGCGGCUGGAGAUUUUGUUGGAAAGUGAACUAAACUUAAAGAACAGAUACGAGUCGUUUCAAGAUGAAGAUGACCAAGCAAAGAAGACACUUUUGCACUAUACAGCAGAACUUGGCUUUUUACAUGUCACUAAAACACUUGUGAGAAAAUGUCCCAAGCUUCUGGCUGUAAAGACCGAAGAUCAACGAAAACCUGUGGAAAAACGAGCCAUGUUGCCUGUGGAAUCGGCGAUAGAAGCAGAGAAGGAUGAUGUGGCUGCAUUUUUGAUUAGAGUUAUGUGGCAUGAGAGGUAAAAAAAUUCUUUUUAUUUAGACAAGCCGAAACAAGUUUUCUACAUCAAGGGUUCAAGGGGCAUGAAUCUUAGAGAGAUGAAUUUAUUCUUCUGGCAAAAUUAAAUUUUUCAGAUGACCAGGUUUUAAAAUGUGUUUGAGUAACAUCUGAUGUUCAUUAUUCAAAUAAAUUGCUGAAAUAUUGGUAAAAAUACAAAAAAUUAUUUAUUGAAUUCAGAUAAUUUCUUUCAAACAUCUUGAUCAAGCCAGACUGCUGUGAGUAACCUGUUAACUCAAACACUGAAACCUACAGCAUGCUUUUAAAGUGAUGAUAAAUUUGUAACAUUAUUUUCAGAGUUCAAAGUUUAUUUUCCUGGAUAAUUGAGGAUACAACAAAUCCUGAACCAUCCUUACUCAGUUUUAUAGGAGUUAUUGAGAAUCCAAAGAUGAAGGUGAGCCUUUUAUAUAUAUAUAUAUACAUAAUUUUGAAAUGGACCACAAGUUUGAUUUGAAUUCUGAAAAUGACUUGGUGAGUUAAAAACCUGUUGGUGAAUCCUAUACAGCAUAAUGAGAGUGAGUUCUGCAGUUUUUAUUGCAUCAUGUAUAACAAAUCAGCUCCUGUUUCUGAUAUCUGAUCACAAAAAUGGAGAUAGGAGGGGAAUCAAAGGUGCUAUGGUCCUGGCCAGUUAUUCAAAGCCAGUUAUAAAAUUGUAGGAAAUUUUUCUACCAAGUGCUUUCAAUUUGGUGAUACAUUUGUUAUUGACUUUUGCAACCUUUGUUUAGUACAUGUCCUAUUUAUGAAUCCAGAAUUGGCUCAUUCUUAUCCUGCCUAAAUAGGCUGGUUAGUAACUUCUUCAGAUUUCAAUCUUUUUAUCUGCACAUCUGCUAUGUGUUCGAAAGAAUAGAGAAUGAUCAUGUUGAUAUUUUUUUAUGAUUUUUACCACCACAUCAUUGUAACAUAACUAUACUGUUAUUAGUAUCCUCACCAUUAGUAUUACUAUCAUCAUUACUAUCAUAGUUAUUCUAAGUACUAUUUUCAUCAGCGCUGUCAUUUUAGUAUAACUAUCAUAACUGUUAUUAUUAUUAAUCAAGCUCAGAAUUAACAUUAUACUUUGAGCAUUAUCAAUCCUACACAUACAGUAGAGAUGUUUUUUUAUUUGACAUACAUUGAUUUGCUUUGUCUGUAGAAAACAGUAGUGGCUGUAUUAGACCAGAUGUUGAUCCCUCAUUGGCCAUAUCUUCCUAAACGCCAAGAAAACUACGAAACUGGAAUGGAGAGGGAGGCAGUUGAAGGAGUUUGGAACACAAUAUCAGAUGAUCCAUUAAACUAUCAUUUUUAUUAUCAUAUUUUGGACGGAGAUGAGGGAGGACGACCCCCAAUGAUUGUGACUUCUGAUGGACACAAGCAGACUGAAAACAAAUAUUUCAACUGGAAAAGCAAAUCUUGUUUAUGUGCCAUUGCAAAGAGCAACAAUAAGGUAAGAUCUAAAGAAAUUGAAAUGUUGAGAAAUUUCAUUUGAAAGAUAUGUAAUGUCACAUGUAGAUAUCCAGAUUCACAUAUCAGCAAAUGUUUACUUAUAUUGGAGUUAAUUUAUUCUUAGAAACCAGUUCUUGUUUUUUAUUCUUAGGAAGCUUUGCAACAUCCUGUGGUCAGAAUGUUGAUUAGAACAAAAUGGAAAAGUUAUGGACACUUGUUUCUCAGGUAAAUCAGCUGAUUGCAGGCUCCAUCCUAAAUUUAUAGAAAUACUGCUAUAUCAUGCUUAUGCAUACCACACUUAAGAUGAUAGCUUGUAAAUUUUUUCAGUUUAGUUUUGUCCCUGUGAUUCAGACUAAUUUUUCUGUGAUCAUUGUGAAUGCAUGAUACUGGAAAAAGUUAAAUCCAUUUUUAAAUUUCUCAGGGGUUGCUGACAAAAAUACUAGCUAGGUUACAGAGAGGAAAUACUCAAGCAUUUGUAUAUUCUUAUGAAUCUCCAAAAACCUCAUCCUCUUCAAUUCCUUUCCUGCAAUCAAGGUGAUAACUCUCUUUCUGUUCCUUUAGACUACAAGCAGUAUUGUAUGUGAUAUUCUUGCUGUGUUUGUCAUAUUCUCUGCUACAUGCUUCUACUAAAGUGGACCCCACCCAUUAUAGCGAUGUGCCAGACUCAUUGCGUGGACUUUGUGAAGUUGUCACUCUUCUUAUGGUUGUGUUUUACAUCUGUGAGGAAAUAAAUCAGAUAAGAAUGUAAGUAAUUAUAGUAGUAAGGGGUUACUGUGGAAGUUUCAUCAAGGCCCUCUUAUUUGAAGGACCAAAAAACACCUCAUAAAAUUUUUAGACAAGGAGCGAAGUAAUGGAAAUUGUUUGAUUUCUUGCAGAGAAGGGCGUGGUUAUUUCACAGAGUGGAUGACUUUGUUUGACUGGUUAGGCCUGCUGUUGAUAUUGUGUAUAGUACCGUUACGAUACAUGGAUCAUAAAGCACAGUGGAUGGUGACAUCUUUGGCCUUCUUGUUCAACUUCCUGAGGAUAUUUAAAUUUUCAUGUGUGUCAAGGUAACCUACAACUCCCAAUUGAUUACUUGAGUUCGAAAAGAGCACUGAUGAAUUAAAACUCAUCCCUUCGUCAAUCUAACCUGACAUUACACUGAAUCUCUCUUAGGACAACAGGAUUAUACACAAAAACCUUGGCCAAGAUCAUUUUACAUGAUGUGACAAGAUCCAUGGCAGUUUUUAUUGUGAUCUUUUUCUCCUUCUGUGGUGCCCUGACUUUAUCACUUUGUUACUCCGGAUCCAAUGAAAACCAAGAACUUCGGUGCGUCUCUGUUGAGUAUAUCUCCUCAACAAAGCUAUGAAGUUGUUUUGGAAAAAACAACUUGGGGUAUUGUUUGUUACAAGUCAAUAAAAUAUUUGAUAAUUUCCUUUGGAAUUUGUUUAAUUUGAUCUGCUCUUUAUUAGCUAGAUGUUUUAUUUAUUCGAACUAUUCUUAUCCUUUCUAGCAAAAGCAAUUUACUGAUCGCGGGAAUUUAGAUGUUGAAUAGAGCGCGUGGGAAGUGCAAAAAAGCCCAACAUACUAAUUUUAAUUUUUGAUUUUGCCUUUAGUGGUUUUGGAGACGUCUUGAUGAGCGGGUUUCGAGCACUGUCCGAGCAGUAUCCAAUGGCGCAAAAUUACUCGCCUUUCAAGUACGUGACACUAAUCUUUGAAGUAAUUGCUGAACAUCUCUUUACGCAUAACGACUGUUACGAUUUGAGUCUUAAAAGCUAGCUCAGGGAAGAUAAGGUCACAAGUCAUAUCAGGUCUGUAAUAAGGGAGCGGUGGUGUUUAGUAAGUCACACAUAUUUUCCUUCAGUAGAUAAGCUUAGCUUUGUGAAUCUUUCUUUCCUGCAGCUGGCUGUCAGUUCUUCUAAUGAUGGCGUAUAUGGGAACAGUGACUGUGAUUCUGCUCAACAUUCUCAUUGCACAGAUGAGUACAACUUACACACAGGCCAAGAAAGUCGCCCGUCUGGAAUAUGAUGUGGAUCGUAUUUUACAGCUCACUCGCAUGGAGAGAUUUCCUUUUCUGGUGAGUAUCCACAAGGUCAUUAGAAUAAAGCCGUUAUAAUAUUGACGCCAGGUGCGAUCGCGCAAAUGUGCUGCUCGCCUCGUACAAGUGUGAAUGAGGGGGUGGAAGGUGAAGGUCAUUGAUUUAUUAUGCAACAACCUUUCUCUCUCUCUGUAGAAUUUACGCGUGAAGUAUUACAAAGAGGGAGACUGGAUCAGUGAAAUGAAACUUGCAAAAGGUCGGUAAUGAAAUAAAUGAGACUAGUUAUUAAGACAUACCAUCAGUCACAGGAUGUUGUUAGCUGAAAGGUGGAACGGCUAUUUGUAAGAAGGACAAAUUUGGCGUGGCUACUAAAAGGAGUGGUGUGGAAACGAAAAGAAGGGCUGCUUAAAUUACAAACCUUCCUUUAAAUUAGCAAGAGCUAUGUAGCUAUUUGAGCGAACAGUCUCUAAUUCAAUUCCUCGUUGGUGGGUGUAGGGAGUCUCGAAAGUAGUAUGUAAAAGCAAAACAUCUCUUGCUUUCCCAUGCUAUAAAUAAGGUGAUCUUGGUUGUAUUCAUAGAACUUCUGGAAUUUAGUGAAGAUCGCAGUCCUUGGGAUUCGGUUGAAGAGAAACUUAAUGAGAUCAGGUAGGAACAAUUCCCUCAAUUCCUUCGUCAGAACGAAACUAAAUUAGCCACAGCGACAAAUCGGAAGGUGGAUACAAAAAGUAGAAAAAUGAAAAAAUAAAAAAUAAAUCAAUUAAAUUUUCCGAAUCGGGGAAACGAUUGUCAUCAAGUCUAUAUCUGAUUGAUUGAGAGGAUAAAGCAAGUUUCCACAACCAAUUAGAGAACAAAGUGAAAGAAAAUUAAUUGAAUAAAUUUCCCGUGGCUCGUUACUAAAUUUUCUUACCCAACCCGCCUUCUUAUUUGUGUAUCAGCGAUUUUCUUUAUUGUGAGUUUCUCAUUUUAGGGAUCUGAUGAGAAAGAUGGUGAAACAGAUGAGGCCUGGACGCGAAUAA